Messenger RNA from Microsporum canis CBS 113480, 375 nucleotides. RefSeq lists its product as uncharacterized. Lineage: Eukaryota; Fungi; Ascomycota; Eurotiomycetes; Onygenales; Arthrodermataceae. The record is from RefSeq and is a predicted model, not a curated record. Bases 1 to 375 code for a protein of 124 amino acids. The transcript has a single exon.
AUGAGGAAUGGGCGACCGCUCGUCCAUACAUCGCGACACUUCACACCAGCUCAACUGCAGCCAUCUUUGAGCCCAUCCUCAUCGACGCCAACAGCCGAACCCCUGAUGCCACUAUCAACACCAGAACUGUUUCCUUUCCAGUAUAAAUCCUCUUCCCGCCCGGCUGCCAAAGAAGCAGGACCAUCCUGGCUAGCGAUACCGUGCUCGAACAAGAAGCCAAAGCCAAACCUAUAUCAACGCCUGGCUGGCGUCUCGCCCUUGACGGCCAUGAACUCGUCCGUGAUUCGAUCACGGAUAAAGCGCAGGGAAGUCUCGGAAAGGAAGCAAGUAGGAGAUGCCGAGAUAUUGGUCAAUCCUGAGAGAGCAGGCCUCUGA